Messenger RNA from Oncorhynchus keta (chum salmon), 4764 nucleotides. Its product is annotated as fibroblast growth factor 6-like. Lineage: Eukaryota; Metazoa; Chordata; Actinopteri; Salmoniformes; Salmonidae. Gene Ontology annotation, molecular function: fibroblast growth factor receptor binding; growth factor activity. Gene Ontology annotation, cellular component: cytoplasm. Bases 459 to 1049 code for a protein of 196 amino acids. Gene Ontology annotation, biological process: animal organ morphogenesis; positive regulation of cell population proliferation; fibroblast growth factor receptor signaling pathway. The record is from RefSeq and is a predicted model, not a curated record. The transcript is spliced from 3 exons.
CUCCACAGACAAGGCACUGCAGUUCAGCGAAUCUUUUCUUGCUUGCUCGCAACUUCACUCUCUCCAUCCUCGGCCCUUGUAUUGUUCGACCGGGCAGCGGUGAAGUCAGCAUGACGUCAUCUAGAUAUGCGAUAGCCUGGCAAGGUGAAACAGAGUUUUGGUGAGUGGUUUUCUCCACGGCCUGCGUUGCCUACAGAGAGAGAGAGGCGCGGAGCUGCAAAACAUGGUAAUCAUCACCGCCACCACCUCAAGCUCUGCCGCGCACUCUCCUAUUUCUACCCCUCUGCACCGGGGCUCUUGUUUCAUACCCAAAGUUCAGACUUGCGUUCCAAAAAUAAUCCACUGCCAGCAUGCCGAAGGAAGAAAAACAAGAAGAGUGGUAUUUUUAGGGCCAUUAAUUUUGACCACGUGCCCCGAAGGUAAACCGGAAGGCCAUUACCCAAAGGCUCCUCAUCAGUAUGUCCUACGAGGCCAGCACGCACUGGACGUUGACUGCGAUUGUUCUCUUGGGGUACCUAGUCGGGAUUGUGUCAUCAUAUCCUAUUCCAAGCAGGACAAAUGCAACUUUAUUGGAGAAAAGAUGGGAGACCCUCUUCUCCCGCUCCAUUCUGGGCAUCUCGGGGGAGAGAUCGGACCUGAACUGGGAGAGUGACUAUUUGCUAGGUAUCAAAAGAGUGCGGAGGCUCUACUGCAACGUGGGCAUCGGGUUUCACCUCCAGGUCCUCCCAGACGGCAGGAUAAAUGGUGUACAUAAUGAAAACCAGUACAGUCUAUUAGAGAUCUCAACGGUAGAGCGAGGAGUGGUUAGCUUGUAUGGUGUGAGAAGUGAGCUGUUUGUCGCAAUGAAUGGCCGAGGAAGGUUAUACGGAACGACAGUCUUCCAUGAUGAGUGCAAGUUCAGAGAGAGCAUGCUUCCAAACAACUACAACGCCUAUGAGUCUUCCGUUUACAGAGGCUCCUACAUUGCUCUCAGCAAACAUGGCCGUCUGAAGAGAGGCAAAAAGGCCACCACUGCCAUGACUGUGACACACUUCCUCCCCCGAAUAUGAGCAAAACUGGCAGGCAAUAACUCACUUAUUUGCACAUGUGGAUUGUUGUCCAGGUAACAUUAUACUGUAUACACCAAUACAAAUGGAUUGAAAAAGAGAGAAAUACCACUAUAUGAUAGUAUUUAUUCAGUCUUUAUAUGUAUAUUUCGGUAGCUUACUUUGUAUUAGAACUUACGGAUAUGCCAUUAAUUGCUGCUUAUUAUUUUAUCAGUAUUAUAUAAGGGGUGGAGAAGCUUCAUCUGUCCCCUUCACUUUGAAUGGGUGCUUGCCAUACAUAAAUGGUGGAGACCUUGCCCUGUCAGUAGAUGACAGCUCAUCUCAGCAUCUAGAAGUGAAAUGGAUACUUUUUUAUUACCUCAAAGCGCCAUUUCCCAAAUGAAAUAAUGUGUGCAUGAUAUUUCUACUGAGAAGAAUGCCUGUUUACUUUGAACUUUUGUCAUUAUCCAUCAAGAACUAAACAUUUUCCAUAAUCUGUGUCAACAUUAUAUCAUUGUCUAGUGAGGGCAACUAGAGCACUCACCAAAUAUUUGUUUCCUUGCUUUGUGAUGAGGGGGUGGUUGCCUUUGAUUCCUACUUGUGGCUUCUUCCCUUGCAUGUGAGAAACGCUCCCCUCAGUCAGAAAUAGGGAUGACACGCAAGUCAUCACUCCCUCAGUGACUCCGGGGGGCUUUAGCCCAAUUCCUAGAGGGCCAAAAGUAUCUUCAGUUUAUUUUCUUUCCAAAUUUAGAUCAGUUAAGUAAUUGAGACUGUGUUGGACAGGACGGACCCCUCAGGAGCUCACAGCCAUUGAUGUGGGAAGCUAGAACUGGAGACCCACCAUGCUAGGAGAACUUUGACAAUCCUGUUUUUUAUGAGGCUGGAGGGUUUUAUGAGGCUGAGUGUGAAAUGGCUGGAUGUUUAGACCAGAUUGAAAUGUGUGUGUGUCUGGUCUGGACUAACUGGGAGACUGCUGUAUCGAUCGAUCAAACAGUUUGAUUCGUUUUUUAAACUGAUGAGGGUUGAAACCUUAACUUAUCUGCCGGUUUGAAUUUUUUUUUUAGCACUUUUACAGUAUCUCCAUUUCUGCAGUAAAUGUUGAGCUGCAUAAAUAGUGCUUGUUUUCACGUUCAAUCUGUAAAUGAGGGUCUGCUACAUUAAUUCGAAAAAUAUGUAAAUAUUCCUAUUACAUUUUUUGAGAAGGGAUCAUUAUUUCACGCAAUUAAGAUGUGCUAACAACAUUUCAGGUAUCACAAUCUGGCUAUUAUGUCUAAUAUCUGAUAUUUAGAUAAUAAUAAGGAUUGUACUCAUAUGUACCUGUUUCUCUCUUUUAUUGUUUAAACUGGUUAUUAAUUUGUAAGAUCUUGUGUGGAAGAAAAACAGAAGCAAUGUCUCAAAGCAAUUCACCAAAGGCUUACAGUAGUGAUGUUUGAAGUCAAUGCUUGCUUGCUCUCCUCCUCGAAUACUGUACCUGAGCAGACCCCCCUUGGCCAGUUGACACUGUAAAACCCUUUGUUCAACAACAGUCUUGAGAUUCCAAAAGUAUCCUUCCUCUCCCACCCGAAGCCAUUUUAGUACAAGGUCAGAGUCAUAGACCUCUUUCACUGUGUCUAAGCACAUGGUGUUCAGGUUCACCAGUGUCACUUUGCCCCUUUGACGCCUCUUUGCCCUACGUUCGCUCCGUUAUUCCUUUAUUUAUUUAUGAAUGGUGUGUAGCUCAAUGAAAACCUUGCAUGAAUGAUAUAAGGUGAUUUUUGGUUGUAAGUGGUUUGAUUCUGUAUCUCUCUUUGACUGGUCGCCAAUGAGCAUGGAUUUAUUGGGAAUGGAGUGGCAUAAUCUGAUUUAAAGAUUUACCUUUGGCUAUUACAAUGCUAUAAGUAUGUUUGGUGUGUCUGAGUAAAAUACACAGGAAAGGUCAUCUUUGACCUCUUUUACCAAACUUUAACUUCACGCCUGUUAAAUUCUACUUCCAACACAGCAUUGGUAGCCCACUGUAAAAUGGAUGUGAGAUGGUACUUACCCACACACAAGUACUUACAGUAGUAAGGAGACAGGCUGAGGCUUGACGCAGUGUCUGGUUGUGAUGGAACACAGGAAGCAUCUGUGUCAAAUCAAAUCAAAUUGUAUUGGUCACAUACGUGUUUAGCAGAUGUUAUUGUGGGUGUAGCGAAAUGCUUGUGCUUCUAGCUCCGACAGUGCAGUAAUAUCUAACAAGUAAUAUUUGACAGUUUCACAACAUAUACCCAAAAUACACGUAAAUCUAAGUAAGGAAUGGAUUAAGAAUAUAUAUACAUAUAUGUCAGUGAGGCAUUGGACUAAGAUACAGUGGCAUAGUAUAGAGUACAGUAUAAACAUAUUUACAAACAUUUACAAACAUAUUUACAAACAAAGUGACUAAGAUACCGUAAAAUAGUAUAGAGUACAGUUUACACAUAUGAGAUGAGUAAUGCAAGAUAAGGAGACAUCAUUAAAGUGGCUAGUGUUUCAUUUCAUUGUCAACAGUCAUCAUACUCCAUAUUUGCCACAGCCAAAGAGAAAGCAAAGUUCCAAUCACAUCAAUUCACCAAGCUGAAAUUGUAUUGAUGUGCUAGCUAGGCGCUAUUUCAAUCAAGGAGGAUGGCAGACAAUGAAAAUAUGUAACACAAAGGCUGUUUUGGAUUUAAACCGUUAUGAGACAAAACACGAUUUUAUAUGGAUAACUAGUAGUGCUGUUGCUUGAACAAUCGUGCUCCCAGGAGAUAUAGCUACUGCAAGUUAAAAGUGUUUUUCAGUCUGCCAAGUAGAAUCAUCUCUACAGCUAGCACCAGAUCAAGCCCACUUUCAUUGUCACAAUGGAACUGAAAAAUGUCUUCACCACCACCUACCUAUUCAGGAUGAUGAUCAGUAAUUGAGGAAUGAAUGAAAACAAGCUUUUCCACUGUCUUGCAUGUGUUCGUCUGGGAUGAUAACAGCAGGAUUCAUGGUUUAUUGAAUUUGGAUGGUGCAACAUCUUAUCUUCCAUCCUUUCUUCUCCCCACAAUGUCGUCAUAAUAAGACAUGAAAUGUGAAUGUUCAUGAAGGUGAAUAAUAUUUGUUUUGAUAAAAACAUCCUUAUCAUUCUUUUUUUUCAUAUGGGCAACAGGACACUAUCAUGACAACAUGCAAAUACGUGAACUGAAAUAGAUAUUUGGAAGUGUGAGAAUUGUGCCUCUGUCACAAUGGCUUCUCAUGUCAUGACUGGCACCUAGUUCAGUGUCCACCUGUUAGUCCUGACCAUAGGUCUUUGUACCAAAUGUAUUAAAGCUGCUUAAAGAGUGUUAGAUACUCAAAUGGUGUUCAAGCCUACAGUAACUUACAAUACAGUGCGUUGCAGGCUCUCCAACUUGUGAAAAGGUGCUAUGGGUGGUAGUGGAUAAGGGAGUGGUGGUAGCGAUUCAGUGUGUGUCCCUGUGUAUCGGCAGCCUAAGUUUGAGUUCUCUCAGUUUUCUAUUCCUGCACUGAGGGGAGUGUGCUUCCUUCUGAAUCCCCCUCCUCUUUUUUAACAUAUACCUCACCUUCUGCCUUAGUUCCGAUUUAUUGAAAUGAUUGUAAAUUAGUUUGAAAUAACAGACUUCUCCAAUCAUUUGUUUCUUAAAAAAAUAUGAUGACGAGUAAGAAUGCUAAUAUACUAAAAAUGGUUUUCCUUUUAUUUUUGUACGUAUGUGCUGUGCACAGCAGUCAACUGUAUUCCUGAAUGAAUAAUAAAACAUGUUUUAUAUGG